UUCCCCCUUUUAAGUAAUGAAUUUACCUUGUUUAUAGAUGCCUUCCAGGAUGUCAGAUUUGUCAGCAACUUGUCAGAUGUUUUUGUGGUCGCUUGGUCAAGCAACAUGCUUGCUUUACUGCAAGUCUUGCCAUGAAAUACUCAGAUGUGAAAUUGGGUGACCAUUUUAAUCAGGCAUUAGAAGAAUGGUCUGUGGAAAAGCAUACAGAACAGAGCCCAACGGAUGCUUAUGGAGUCAUAAAUUUUCAAGGGGGUUCUCAUUCCUACAGAGCUAAGUAUGUCAGACUAUCAUAUGACACGAAAACUGAAGUCAUUCUACAACUUCUGCUUAAAGAAUGGCAGAUGGAAUUGCCCAAACUUGUUAUCUCUGUACAUGGGGGCAUGCAGAAAUUUGAGCUUCACCCACGAAUCAAGCAGUUGAUUGGAAAGGGUCUUAUUAAAGCUGCAGUUACAACCGGAGCAUGGAUUUUAACUGGAGGAGUAAACACAGGUGUGGCCAAACAUGUUGGUGAUGCCCUCAAAGAACACGCUUCCAGAUCAUCUCGAAAGAUUUGCACUAUUGGAAUAGCUCCAUGGGGCGUAAUUGAAAACAGAAAUGAUCUUGUUGGGAGAGAUGUGGUUGCUCCUUAUCAAACAUUAUUGAACCCUCUGAGUAAAUUGAAUGUUCUGAAUAAUCUGCAUUCCCAUUUCAUAUUGGUGGAUGAUGGCACUGUUGGAAAGUAUGGGGCAGAAGUCAGACUGAGAAGAGAACUUGAAAAAACUAUUAAUCAGCAAAGAAUUCAUGCUAGAAUUGGUCAAGGUGUCCCUGUGGUGGCACUUAUAUUUGAGGGUGGGCCAAAUGUUAUCCUCACAGUUUUAGAAUACCUUCAGGAAAGUCCUCCUGUUCCAGUUGUCGUAUGUGAAGGAACAGGCAGAGCUGCAGAUCUACUAGCAUAUAUUCAUAAACAAAUAGAAGAAGGAGGGUAA
Molecule: messenger RNA, 965 nt
Organism: Hipposideros armiger (great roundleaf bat)
Lineage: Eukaryota; Metazoa; Chordata; Mammalia; Chiroptera; Hipposideridae
Product: transient receptor potential cation channel subfamily M member 7-like
Exons: 6
Coding region: 132-965 (277 amino acids)
Biological process (GO): calcium ion transport; monoatomic cation homeostasis; monoatomic cation transmembrane transport
Cellular component (GO): plasma membrane
Molecular function (GO): calcium channel activity
Source: RefSeq, a predicted model, not a curated record